CGAUUCUCUAUUGGAGAUUCGUACAAACUACAUUUGUAUUAAUAAAAAAAAAACUUAGGAUGUUUUUACUUGGAUUGUAAUUUGUCCCAGACCAGAUCAGACCAGACCAGAUCAGACCAGACUUGGGUAGUUAUAAAAAAUACAAAGAAAUCAGACCAAACCAGAUCAGGCCAGUAAAUUACAUUCUAAGUAAAAAACAUCCUUAAUAAAAGAAAAAGAGCCAAAGAAUCACACGCAGUUCAGUCUUCAUUGCACAUCAAGACACUCCCCUGUUACCGUUGCCGGCGGCGGAAAAAUGGGCAAGGGCGGAGCACUGUCCGACGGCGUGAAGAAGAAGAUCAUCCUUUCCUACACCUACGUCACAGUCUGGAUCCUCCUCUCCUUCACCGUCAUCGUCUACAACAAAUACAUCCUCGACCGCAACCUCUACAACUGGCCCUUCCCCAUCUCCCUCACCAUGAUCCACAUGUCCUUCUGCUCCGCCCUCGCCUUCUUCCUCGUCCGCGCCGCAAAACUCGUCGACCCGCCGACCGCCGUCACCCGGCGCGUGUACCUCACGCGCGUCGUCCCCAUCGGCGUCCUCUACGCCCUCUCCCUCUGGCUCUCCAACUCCGCCUACAUCUACCUCUCCGUCUCCUUCAUCCAGAUGCUCAAGGCCCUCAUGCCGGUCGCCGUCUACGCCGUCGGAGUUCUCUUCAAUAAGGACCCGUACAAGCCCGCCACCAUGGCGAACAUGGUCGGGAUCUCCGCCGGCGUCGCAAUCGCCGCGUACGGCGAGGCGAAGUACGAUUCCUGGGGGGUGUUUCUGCAAUUGCUCGCCGUCGGGUUCGAAGCGACCCGAUUGGUGAUGAUUCAGAUCCUGCUCAAUUCGAAGGGAAUCUCGCUGAAUCCGAUCACAUCCCUGUACUACGUCGCCCCUUGCUGCUUCGUCUUCCUCUCGAUUCCAUGGCUGAUCGUCGAAUUCCCCGUUUUGCGGGAGAAAUCAGGGUUCGGAUUCGACUUCGCCAUAUUCGGGACGAAUUCCCUCUGCGCGUUUUCCCUGAACCUCGCCGUCUUCUUGCUCGUCGGGAAGACGUCGGCGCUGACCAUGAAUGUCGCCGGAGUGGUCAAGGACUGGCUCCUGAUUGCUUUUUCCUGGUCCGUGAUCAGAGACACCGUCACUCCGGUGAACUUAAUCGGGUAUGGGUUGGCGUUCUUGGGAGUGGGUUUCUAUAACCACUCCAAAUUGCAGGCUUUGAAAGCUAAAGAAGCUGAGAAAAAGGCGGCGGCGGCGGAUGAAGAAAGUGGGAAGCUGUUGGGAGACAGAGGUGGGAGUUCGGGAGGAGACUUGCUGGGGAAGAAGGUCAACGCUCAGGCCUAAUUUCGUAAUUUCAGUAGGGGGAAAUUAAAGGAAAAAGAAAAAAAAUGAUAUCUGGAGUUCAUUAUCACUGUAUAUCUUAAUCAACCCUCCUAGGUGACUUUCCACAAAAUACUCGUGGAUAAAAUGUAAAGCUAUUAAUAGUGGAAAAAAUAGCACGAAAACAACAAAAUAGAAAUAAUUAUUAAAAUCUGCUGGAUUGACUUAUAA
This is a messenger RNA of Cuscuta epithymum, 1567 nucleotides long. Lineage: Eukaryota; Viridiplantae; Streptophyta; Magnoliopsida; Solanales; Convolvulaceae. The record is from the annotation of a GenBank genome assembly.